Molecule: messenger RNA, 105 nt
Organism: Amoebophrya sp. A25
Lineage: Eukaryota; Dinophyceae; Syndiniales; Amoebophryaceae
Source: the annotation of a GenBank genome assembly
GCUGUUCCGGGAAUUGAACCCGGGACCUCUCGCACCCUAAGCGAGAAUCAUACCACUAGACAAAACAGCCGACGUGAGUGCCACGUUGGGGGCUUGCCUUGUUAG